AUGAACACUUUGCUAAUAGGAUUAAGUUUUUCGCUUAUAUGUUAUUUGAAUGGACUUGACGAAGAAAAGCCAUAUUGGGGCACAGGAAUUAUGGAUUUAGAAGCAUUGCCGUUAGAAAAACUUUUGAAAAUGAAAAAAGAACUUCAAAUAAAAGAUGAACGUUCGGUACGACGGGCCGACGAGGAGGCGUCGGCGGCAUCGGCGAUCCCGGUGGAUGAGGACACCCCAAACGCAAUGGCCUUGCGCAGGACCACGGAUGUUCUGCACUCGUCGGCGGCCGGCGGUUCGAUGCAGACAGCCUUUCAGAUGUCGCUUACCGUCCUGUCGUUUUUAGCGUUCGGCGGCUACGUGAUCAGCAUGGUCGCGCAGAACAUGCGCAGGCCUACGCAGUCACUUAGCGGCGUCACGGCGUCGCACCCACUCAAGGCCGUGGUAGUCAACCGGAAGAAACAGCAGAGUCUGAAACUAGGACCGUCCGGUCCCAUGACCACGGUCAGCUUCGGGCGGCGCAAGCGGAGCCGGAGGUUCCCGCGAACUACGACGACUUGUUCUUAG
Messenger RNA from Melanaphis sacchari, 555 nucleotides. RefSeq lists its product as uncharacterized. Lineage: Eukaryota; Metazoa; Arthropoda; Insecta; Hemiptera; Aphididae. Bases 1 to 555 code for a protein of 184 amino acids. The transcript is spliced from 2 exons. The record is from RefSeq and is a predicted model, not a curated record.